AUGGGUCACACUCUUUACGACAGCACCAUCGCGGUGGCUCAGUCCAUCCUCGGCUCCCUGUCCUACUUUCUCCACAAAGCCGAACAACACCCCAAUGCCAGCACUCUGUUGGAGGCCCGAUUGUACUCGGACAUGUACCCAUUAUCCGACCAAGUCCGGCUUGUGACGCAGUUCUCCGAGAAUCUCGCGGCAAGACUAACCAGUCGGGAGCCGGUGACGUUUGAGAGCAACCUCACGACAUUCGCGAAAUGCUACGAGCGCAUUGAGACGGCGCAGAAGGCGCUCAGCGCGGCUGACAAGGACGUCGUCAACCAACACGAUGAAGUACUCGGGACUACUAAGAUUGGCCCAGAGCAGACGAUUGAGACGACCGCCGCUGCGUAUGCCACUACCCUUGCCUUGCCGAAUAUCUACUUCCAUCUUGUUACCGCGUAUGGGAUUCUGCGGAAGGAGGGGGUGCCGGUGGGUAAGCGAGACUAUUAUGCUGGCUUCUACCCGGGUGAAGCCGCUGGCGGUCAGUAG
Molecule: messenger RNA, 522 nt
Organism: Penicillium lagena
Lineage: Eukaryota; Fungi; Ascomycota; Eurotiomycetes; Eurotiales; Aspergillaceae
Product: DUF1993 domain-containing protein
Exons: 1
Coding region: 1-522 (173 amino acids)
Source: RefSeq, a predicted model, not a curated record